UCACGAUUGUGAUUGUACCUGUCUGUUGAGCUUGCAUGUUGCUUCGCAGCUUCCUGUGCAUCUUUGACACCCAUGCGUGCUUCCUCCUCCUCAAGGCUGCAACGUCACCAGCAUCAGACAAGCGGCACACCCACCCGCGCAACACACGUAUCUAUUCGCAACUGACUUGGUUCGUAGAAGCAGUCACAGUGCAAGAGAGACGCAAUCAUGUCGACGUUUGGAACGCACUUCCGGGUCACCACCUAUGGGGAAUCCCACUGCGAAUCGGUUGGAUGCAUCGUGGAUGGAUGUCCGCCGGGUAUGAAGCUCAGCAACGAGAAUGUGCAGGUGCAACUGAGUCGACGCAGACCAGGCCAGAGCGACUUGACCACCCCCCGAGACGAGAAGGACAAGGUGAGCAUUCAGUCCGGCGUAGAGAAGGGCGUCACGCUGGGUACGCCCAUCAGCAUGCUAGUCAAGAACCAAGAUCAGAGACCUAAAGAUUAUACGGACGAGACGUUGGAUCUGUACCCGAGACCAAGCCAUGCGGAUUGGACUUAUCUGGACAAGUACGGAGUCAAGGCCAGCUCGGGAGGUGGAAGGAGCUCGGCGAGGGAGACGAUCGGUCGAGUCGCCGCGGGAGCUGUGGCAGAAAAGUACCUCUACGAAGCAUUCGGCGUCGAAAUCGUCGCUUUCGUAUCCUCUGUCGGCGCCGUGCACAUCCCUCGCUUCCCUGGAGAGAAGCUGGCUUCAGAAUCAUCUGCCUCCAAAGCCACUUCCUCAAACGAUGCGGCAAUCGGCUCACAUGCUGGAGCGGUGGAUAACACGCUGGAUUUAAGCGGGUUGAACGAGGACGAGAUCCAGGAACCCCUGAGUAAAGAGUUCAGAAACUUGCUUGACAGCGUCACGAGACAAGAGGUGGACAAGGACGAUGUGCGAUGUCCCCACCCUUUGGCUGCAGAACGGAUGAGACAGCGCAUUUUGCUGGCCAAAUCCAAGAACGACUCGAUAGGCGGUACAGUGACAUGCGUCAUUCGCCGUGUUCCAUCGGGGCUGGGGGAACCCUGUUUCGACAAGUUGGAAGCCAAGUUGGCCCACGCCAUGUUGUCCAUCCCAGCCACCAAAGCAUUCGAGAUCGGAUCUGGCUUCAGAGGUACUGAGGUGCCCGGCAGCAAGCACAAUGACGCCUUUGUUGAGAAGAAUGGCAAGUUGGGAACAGAGACGAAUUGGAGCGGAGGCAUUCAGGGUGGCAUUUCUAAUGGCGAAGAUAUUUAUUUCAGAAUCGGUUUCAAAUCGCCGGCCACAAUCUCUCAGGAUCAAAAGACGGUUUCGUACACUGGCAAAGCAGGCGUACUUGCAACGCGGGGCAGACACGAUCCAUGCGUCGUUCCUCGCGCCGUGCCAAUCGUGGAGAGCAUGGCAGCCCUGGUACUCAUCGACGCUCUUUUGGCUCAGGACGCUAGACAUUUGGCAGCGACCAGGCUAGACAGACGCAAUGUCCUCGAUCUGCCAAAGAGCAUGCGGUUGGAGGAAAAGGUCAAGCAGGAAGCUUCAAAGUAGAUUGCGGUUGUCGUCAAGGCAUACUCGACGCGCUCCAGCGGCGAUUGGGAGCUGCAUUUCGAACCAUUUUACUGCAGCAAAGACGCGCUGAUCGCAUCGAUUCGUUUGCAGAGCAACUACUGAUUGAGAGAGUGCAGAAUUGUGCAAAGUACUGAAGAUGAGCUGAUGGUACAAAAAUUCCGAACGUGACCAGGCAAACACUUCAUCUCCAGCCAUGCGUCAAAGCUUGCUCGCGCCCAUGGCAUCCUUCUCCGCUGCUUCUUCUUUCUGGACCAUGGCCCGCAGCAAUUUACGAAGAACC
This is a messenger RNA of Ceraceosorus guamensis, 1840 nucleotides long. Its product is annotated as putative ARO2-chorismate synthase. Gene Ontology annotation, cellular component: cytosol. Gene Ontology annotation, molecular function: FMN binding; chorismate synthase activity. The record is from RefSeq and is a predicted model, not a curated record. Gene Ontology annotation, biological process: chorismate biosynthetic process; aromatic amino acid biosynthetic process. Bases 208 to 1539 code for a protein of 443 amino acids. NCBI's taxonomy places the organism in Eukaryota, Fungi, Basidiomycota, Exobasidiomycetes, Ceraceosorales, Ceraceosoraceae. The transcript has 5 exons.